Stylophora pistillata is the source of this 8178-nucleotide messenger RNA. RefSeq lists its product as uncharacterized. Lineage: Eukaryota; Metazoa; Cnidaria; Anthozoa; Scleractinia; Pocilloporidae. Gene Ontology annotation, molecular function: calcium ion binding. The record is from RefSeq and is a predicted model, not a curated record.
AAACGACCCUAACCUGAAGCUGAAAAGUCAGAAUGAAUUGAGCUGAACUUAUUACGCUAGUUUGGAUAAAAGUCCAUCGCAAGUCCUAAACAGAAGCAAAAUAUUAGGUCGGCCGGAAGGUUUUUGCCUCCAAUGGCAGCAAAGUCGUUUACAACUGUGCAAAUCUAUUGUACCUACAUCCUACUCCUUUUGAACCAAACUUCCACAUUUUCAGCUACCUCCACUGAUCCGACGAUACAACUAUGGACGUCAACUGCCUCCAGUGUUUUUUCUGAAUCGACGGCAGCGACAUCGUCUGAGAGACUGACCUCUCAUACUGCAACAAGUGAUUUAUCGAAAGAGGUCUCUCUGCAUAUUCCUCUUCCGUCUGAGAGCAUGAAAGCUAGAUCUAAAGGGCUCCUUGUGACAACCACUACAGUAACACUAACGAAACUUUUUUCUGUAGCGAUAGCAACAGAAGAAUCAAAAGCAUCAUCGUUCACGACGAAUACAUCCCUAACGCUUGAUACGUAUACAGCUGACCCAAUAGGUUUAUCUUCAUCUUUUGUCUCUAUUACAUAUAACACAACAAAAGAUAAAACUCAGUGGAAGGCAGCGAAUACGUCGUCAGCAUUGACAUAUACACCGCCUUUACAGUCAUCUUUGUCAUCUUCAGCUUCUGUUAGCUUCCCAAGAGACACCACGACGUCCUCAAUACAAACACUGUCAGCCUUUGCAAGACUCACGUUGGAGUCUGAAACUACUGACACGACAACGAAAGCCACGUCAUUUGUCGAAAGAUCUUUUGGCUCAACAAUAGGUUCAUCCCUUACGACUUUUGAUGCAGGCCUCACAACUAAAGGAUCGCAAAUACCAUCAACGUCUACACCGCACAUUGCUGCCAAUGUUAGUCUAUCAACUUCUGUAACGGAAACACCAUCAGUGUCCUCACUGUAUAACUUAAACACUUCUCCAAGUGUUGGCAGUUAUAGCAAAAAAGAUAACAAGGCGAUCCUAACAACACCGCCGUCUUCCGCAGGCCAAGUAUUAGACACAAAUGAAAGUGUUGCCACAGCAAAGACGGUGAGACCAACUUCUGAAGUAUAUAGAGCCGAUCCCACCACAAGUGGUGUUCAGUUCUCAGAAGUAAUAACAAUUCUGGCGUCGGACACUACGAGAAGUGCUGAUCUAUUUUUUAAAAUGAAAUCAAAACCAUCAACAUUUGCUAGUAAUACACCAGAUAUUAUUACUUCAAGAAUUGCUCCACCAACGACAAUAACACCCGAAUCAUUUGCUUCUGCAAGUCAGGCAACAGAUGCUACUGCAACUGUCACUCCAACAUCACGAUCGGCAGACGGAAAAACGUCGGGAGCGUCUGCAAACCUAACAAUACAUACUACCACAAGUGUUCUCUCUGUGGAGGAAACAUCAAAAUUACUAACGUCUACAAGUCUGGACUCAGAUUUUACCACAAGUAAUAUUCUCUCCAUAUCAGUAACAUCAAAAUCGUCGUCAACUUCUGCAAUUGAGGCAUCAGAUGUUUCUUCAAGUGCAGUUUUAUUCACAGCAGGAAAAUUAGAAUCAUCAACGUCUAUAAGUACUACACCAAACAGUACUACGAGUGUUAUUUCAUGCAUGGAAGUGGUCUUAAACUCACCACACAUUGCAACUCAGACUUCAAUUGGCACCACAUAUGUAGUUUCCUCCGAGCGAAUCAAACCAGAAUUAUCAGACUCUUUAGCAUCACAUGCUACUAGAAGUAUUGCUCCAUCUUCGGGAAAAUCAUCAACUUCAAAUCAAACAACACAAUCCUCUAAAAGUAAUUUUCCAAAUCUGGAAGUGACAUCAAAAUCAUCAAAGUCUACAAGUAAUGUACCCAAAAAAGCAUUAACAUUAAAAGCGUCAACUUCUGCCGGUCAGACAUCAGAUGUUUCUUCAAGCGUUAUUUUGAUCACAGCAGGAACAUCCAGAUCAUUUAUUUCUGCAAACAAUUCAUUACAGAUUACUAAGAGCGUUAUUUCAUCAGCAUUACCUCUUUCUGCAAUUCAGACUUCAAAUGACCCCACACAUGUAAUUUUAUUCGCGACCAUGAAACAAAAAUCUAAAUCUUCUGAAGUUCAGGGAUCAGACCCUACUGAAGGUUUUGUUCCAUUGACGUCAAAAUCGUCUUCUAUUGCAAGUCAAGCAUAUGGCGCUACUUCAAAUUUUCCUCUUAUCACCGCGGUAACCUCUGAAUCGUCAACGACUGUAAGUUAUACACCAGCCAUUACCAAAAGUGUUGCAAAAUCAACGACAAUAACACCUUUAUCCUUUUUAAGUCAGUCACUGGAUGCUCUUACGAGGGUAAUUACAUCUAUAACAACAACAUCAGAAUCAGUAACUUCUGCAAGUCAGGAAUCAGGUUCUGCCACAACUUUUGUUCUUUCCAUAUUAGGAACAUCAAAAUCUUCAACUUCUGUGAGUCAUACAUCAGAUGCUUCUACAAGUCUUCUUUUAUCCACAGCAAGAACAUCAAGAUCAUCAACUUCUGCAAUUCAUGUACCAGACAAUACUACAAGUGAUGUUUACUCCAUGGAAGUAACCUCUGGAUCAUUCCUCUCUGCGACACAGACCUUCAAUGACACCGCGUAUAUUAUUCCAUCUACGGCAACGAAACCGGAAUUUUCAGCUUCUGCAGUUCAGACAUCAAAUGUUACUGACAGCGUUGCUUCAUUUAUAGAAAAAUCGUCAACUUUUACGAGUCAGAUAUAUAACGCCAUCACAAUUUUUGUCCUUUUUACCUCGGUAACCUUCGAUUCACCAAGGUCUUCGAGUAAUACACCAGCGAUUACAAAGAGUGUUGGUCCAUCCACGCUACUAACAUCAAAAUCAUCAUCGUCUGCAAGUCAUGCACCAUUCACUACUACGAGCAUUCCUUCACUAACAGCAGUAACGACAAACUCAUCAACGUCUGGAAGUCAAGCAUCAGACGCUGCUACAAGGGUUACUCCAACCACAGCAAUUACAUCAAUAUCACCAUCAGCUCUUGUGAGUCAGGAAUUGGCUGCUGUUAGAACUGUUGUUCCACUCACAGUAGUAGCAUCAAAAUUUCUAAUGUUCUCAAGUCUGGAAUCAGAUUCUACCACAAGUAAUGUUGUCUCCAAAUCAGUAACAUCAAAACCGUCAACUUCUGCAUAUAAGGAAUCAGAUGUUUCUUCAAGUACAGUUUUAUUCACAUCAGGAAUGUCAGAAUCAUCAACUUCAAGUCCUACACAAGACAGUACUAGUGCUAUUUCAUCCAUGGCAGUGACUUCACCUUCACCACAUUCUGCAACUCAGACUUCAAUUGGCACCACAUAUGUAAUUUCCUCCGGGAGAAUCAAACCGGAAUUCUUAGACUCUGUGGCAUCACACGCUACUAAAAGUGUUGCUCCAUCUGUGGCAAAAUCAUCAACUUCUGCAAAUCAAACAAUACACUCCUCUAAAAGUAUUGUUCCACUUCGGACAGUAACAUCAAAAUCAUCAACGUCUACAAGACAGGAACCAGAUUCUGCUUCAAGUGGUGUUCCCUCCAAAGCAUUAAAAUUAAAAGCGUCAACUAUAGCAAGUCAGAAAUCAGAUGUUUCUUCAAGCGUUGUUUUGACCACAAUAGGAACACCCAUAUCAUUAACUUCUGCAAUCGAAUCAAUAAAGAGUACUAAAAGUGCUGUUUUAUCCACAUUAGUUUACUCUGCAAUUCAACCUUCAAAUGACACCGCAGAUGAAAUUUUAUUGGCGACGAUGAAACAAAAAUUGAAAACUUCUGAAGUUCUGGCAUCAAACCCCACUAAAAGUUGUGUUCCAAUGACGUCAAAAUCGUCAAACUCUGCAAGUCCGGCAUAUACCACUACUUCAACUGUUCCUCUUUUCACCGCGGUAACCUUUGAAUCGUCAACGACUGCAAGUUAUACACCAGCCACUACUUCAAGUGUUCCAACAUCAACGAUAAUAACACUAUUAAUCUUUUUAAGUCAGUCACUAGAUGCUUCUACACGUGUCGUUCCAACUAUAUCAAAAACAUCAAAAUCAUUAACUUCUGCAAGUCGAGAAUCAGGUUCUUUCACAAGUUUUGUUCCCCCCAUAUCAGGGAAAUUAAAAUCACUCACAUCUGCAAGUCAUAGAUCAGAUGUUUCUAAAAUUCUUCUUUUAUCCGCAGCAACAACGUCAGGAUCAUCAACGUCUUCUCAUGUACCGGACAAUACUACAAGUGCUGUUUUAUCCGUGGAAGUAACCUCAAAACUAUUCAUCUAUGCGACGCAGACCUUCAGUGACACCACGCAUGCUAUUCCAUCCACGACAACGAAACUAGAAUUUUCAACUUCUGCAGCGCAGACAUCGAAUGCUACUGACAGCGUUGCUUCAUUUAUGGCAAACUCUUCAACUUUCACAAGUCAGGUAUCAAACGCUAUCACAGUUUUUGUUCUUUUCACCUCAGUUACCUUCGAUUCGCCUACGUCUUCGAGUCAUAAACCAGCGAUUGCAACGAGUGUUGAUCCAUCUACGCCAGUGAUAUCAAAAUCAUCACCGUCUGCAGGUCAUGCAGCAUUCACUAGGUCGAGUAUACCUCCGGUAACGGCAGUAACACCAAAACCAUCAACGUCUGGAAGUGAAACUUUAGACGCUGCUACAAUAAUUACUCCUUCCACAGUAAUUACAUCAGAAUCGUUAGCUUCUGCGAGUCAGGAAUUAGAUGCUGUUAAAACUGUUGUUCCAUUCACGGUUCAAACAGCAUACGAUACUACCACAGUUGAUCUAUCCAUGGCAGAAACAUCAAAAUCCUUAGCUUCUUCAAGUCAGGUAUCAGACACUGCUACAAGUCUAGUCAAUCCCUCCAUACCAAAAACAUCAAAUUCGUCAACUGUUGUACCAUCCAAGGCAGUAACACCAAAAAUAUUAUUUUCUGCAAGUCAGGCAUCAGACGCUACUACAAGUGUUUCUGGUUCCAUUGCACGAAGAUCUGAAUCAUCAAAUCCUGCAAAUUACACACUUGAAGCUACUACAAGUAUUCUUCCUUCCAUAGCAGCAAUCUCAAAAUCAAAAUCAAUAACUUUUGUGAGUCAAACGUCAGACGCCGCUAAUAGUGUUAUUCCGUCGAUGGCAGGAACAUUAAAAUCAUCGCGUUCAGUAAGUCGGGGAAUAGAAACAUCAACAAGCUUUCUUACAUCCACUGUUGUAACAACCAAAUCAGAAACAUCUGCAAGUCUGACAAUAGCUACAACUUCGAGUUUUGCCCACUCUAUCUCAGUAAGACCAAAGUCAUCGCCUUUUUCAAGUCAGGCAUUAAAUGUUGCUAUAAGUGUUGAAUCAUCCAUAGCACCAACAGCAAAUUCAUCAAGCUCAACCAAUCAGGCAACAGACGCUACUGACGCCAGCGUUUUUACAACUAUGGCGGUCACUCUGUUAUCAAGAACAUCUGUAAGUCUGGCAACUGAUGUAACUACGAGUGUUGUUUCAUCCGUAGCAGUAACAGUAGAGGGACUGCAUUCUGCAGGUAGGAAAUCAGAUGCGACGACAACUUUGUAUGCACCCUUGGCAUUAACAUCAAUAUCAUCAGGGUCUGCAAGUCAGGCAACACAUGCUACAAUAGGUUUCGAUUCUUCCAUGACAAUGACAUCAAAGCUAUCAAGGUCUGCAAGUCAAGCAACAGAUGCAACAACAAGUUUGGUUCUAUUUGUAGCUGUAACAUCUAAACCAUUACGUUCUGCAAGUCGGGAAUCCGUACCUACUACCGCAAGUGUUUUUCCAUCCAUAGCAGUAACACCAAAAUUUUUAACUUCCGCAAGUCAAGCAACUAAGGCAACCACAAGUGUCGAUCCAUCCAUUUUGGAAGCAACAAAAUCAUUUCGGUCAGCAGGUCCAGCAUCAGAUGCUGCUACAAGCGUUUUUCCAUCCGUAGUAUUAGCACCAACAACUAGUUCUGCUACUCGGGCAAUAGACGCUAUUAGAAGUGUUGUUUACCCCUGGUCAGGGGCACCAGAAUCAUCGAAUCCUGAUAGUCAUAUAUCAGGUCCUACUACAAGAGCUGAUCAAUCCAUGGCAGUAUUGCCACAAUCAACCACUUUUACAACUUACAUACCAGAAGCUACAUCGAGUGUCCCACUUUCGGCUUCGAUAACCAAACAAUUAUCAACUUCUAUAGACCAAGCAUCAGAUGCUUCUACUAGUGUUACCCAAUCCACAAAAACAACGUCAACUUUGUCAAUGGUAGGAAGUCAAACACUGGACACCGCUACAAAUAUUGUUUCAACCGCGGAAGUAACAUCUGGAUCUUUAACUUCAGUAAAUCAAACACCUGACGAAACUUCAAGGACUGUUCCGUCUGUGGCAGUAACACCAACAUUAAUGACUUCAAGAAGUAAAAAACCCGGCACAAGUGCUAAUGUUGUUACAAGUACGGCAAUUGCACCGACACCAUCAACUUCUGUAAGUAAAUCCUUAGUUGCUACUGGAAGUGGUAUUCGAUCUCAGGCAGUAAAAAAAAUGUCAUCAAUGUCUCUACGUCAUUCACCAGACGAUACUACAAAUUUUUUGUUAACAUCAAGACUAGCAGUUGACGAUUCUACAGCAAUGACAUUAGUAACUUUAGAACCAUCAAAAUCUUUCAUUCCUGUUCUGCCUGCGGCAACGAGUGAAUUAGAAGGAAAGCAACCAUCAUGGACGCUUGUUAGUGUCACAGCAGGCGCUGCAUUGCCAGCCCCUUGUACUAAAGCAAGCGAGUGUUUUGGUAUCGACAGAUGUAUUUCUAACCCUUGUCAGAAUAACGGAACUUGCAAACAACAAGGCCAAUCCUACUUCUGUGAAUGUGCAGUGGAGUAUGAAGGAAGAGUAUGUGAAAACGGUAAAGCGCUCCCCAAAAGGUAUAGAGUAACAGCGAGAAUACAGGGGAAAUACAAAUCAUCGUACAGCAAUCUUGAUUCAUCCGAGUCCCUAGCCUUUAUUAAGAACUUUACGGAAAGAGUGGGUCGUUUCUUAAAGGUGAAACUUCCUAGAUAUAGAGGAAUUGAGGUCACCAGAUUAUCAAAUGGUAGUGUGGUGGUCGAUUUUAUCAUUAUUAUGGAACGCAACUCGAAAACCACUGGGAAUAACAUAGAGCUCGCUCUAAUUGAGGGAAAUAGCACUGGAGAGCUUGGAGUCGUGUUAAUAGGAAAUAUCAGAAUAAAAGAGAUUGCAGAAGCCUCCACCACGAGUACAACUACCAGCACUAAAGACAAAGGACUUCAAAAGUGGAUAAUUGUAAUAUCUGUAAAUGGAAGCAUUGUACUACUGUUUAUCUUGAUAAUUGUUAUCCGUUCGUUAAAUUGUAGGCGUGUUGAAAAGGAAGCGGAUGGUUCCGCUGCGACGAAUGGCAAUCAGAAAAGUGAUAGCACGGUAACAAAGCCUUCCAGCCAGAUUUUGACACAGAAACGCUGGCACAAGUUUCCAUGUGAAAGGGACAACUGCGAUAUUGAAAUGAACGAUAUAACGGUAAAACUGUAAGGAAGACUGGAGAGGCCGUAGGACUCAGACUCCACUCACUUACAGAUUACGAAGGAGAGUCCCCAGGAAAGGCCCAACUUUAAAUGGUAACUUUAAGUAAAUAUAGUCUAUGGUCCAAAGACAGAUACGAGAUACUGAACCAAAGUAGAGCGGUUUUGGCUGAGUGCAGUGAAAGCGUACUAGUCACACCGCAGUAUUAGAAAGGUUAAGGAGAUCUUUAAUCUGAUGGAAGGUAAUGGCUUUUGGAGAAGCAGGAGACGCCUUAAUGCAGGUCUUUAAUUUUAAAUAACCUUUGAUUCACUUGAAAACGUAGUAAACGCAAUAAAGACAAAACCGUUAUCAUCUAAAGAUGAUCAUGACACCUUCAAGGUGAAGUCUUAUGAGCUAAUACCAGUUUUUUUGGAUGUAAAUACCGUAUUGGUAAAUUUAGAGGCUCCUUUCCAGUUAAGAAAAUUGUACAUUUUAGAGUCCAUUCUUUACUCAUAGGGUCUUUCACUCCCCCUCAACGUCCAUAUAUAAUUUUCACUUCCCAUAGCAGAUCAGAAUAAAAAUGACGUCGCGUGCGUUUGUGACACGCUAUUUGCUCUCGCACAUGUAUUGGUAUUAGUAACGCUUUGGUUGGCUGAUUUAAGUGAAAUAACAAAACCUCCACUAAUUCCUCUUUGUGAAUAACCUGAGGCUAGAUAAAUAAAGCACAAUCACGCA